AUGCUUCUCAACCUCGCUACCCUCGCUACCUUGAGCACCCUCGGCUCCGUGGUUUCUGCCGCAAACAUCUACACCUACUUCCAGCCUGGCUGCGGUGGAUGCGGUACUUUCUUCAAGGACAUUGGCCCGCAGACCUGUGCCCUGUCCUACCGCGGAACGAACAACGCUACCGAAGCCGUCGAGAAGCAGUGGACCGGGAUCCAAUCCGCCAAGCUCCAGGUCUGGUCACCCGCAAACAAGGUCUUCCAGCUCUGGAGGGCCGGCCCAGGCCUCGAUAAUGCCACCAAGCUACCGCUUCAAUGCGGAACCGAGACAGUCGCAAAGGACGUCACUUACUUUGAAACUUGCAUCGACGUACCGGGUACCGGCGCCAGCUGGUACAAGCCUAACCCUAACCAACUUAAGAGGGCGGAUCGAGGUGACCAUAAAUGCACCUCCUCACAGGAAUUCGCCGGCUGGUGGGACAGCAAGAAACAACAACACUACACCAAAGAGGGCAUGACCCAGGACGAAAAGGAUGAAAUGGACGCUAUCAUGAAAUCCGGAGGGGGCGCUCCGGACAAGUUUAACAAUUUCAAGGUUGACGCUCCAGAGGUGAAGCCGGCGAACUAG
Pyrenophora tritici-repentis Pt-1C-BFP is the source of this 612-nucleotide messenger RNA. RefSeq lists its product as uncharacterized. The record is from RefSeq and is a predicted model, not a curated record. NCBI's taxonomy places the organism in Eukaryota, Fungi, Ascomycota, Dothideomycetes, Pleosporales, Pleosporaceae.